Messenger RNA from Adineta steineri, 1728 nucleotides. The record is from the annotation of a GenBank genome assembly. NCBI's taxonomy places the organism in Eukaryota, Metazoa, Rotifera, Eurotatoria, Adinetida, Adinetidae.
AUGGCCAAAAAAACAAAAUUACCUCCAGAAAUCAUUUGUCUAAGUGAUGAUGAUGAUGAUGAUGUUGAUCAUAAUAGUAAAAUUAAUACUAAAAUUACAACUCCUGUAAAGGAAAAAGAAUUAUUGACAACUAAUAAUAGUAAUAAAUAUGAGCCAUCAAAUUGGAUUAUUCAAGAUAAAGAUAUCAUACAUGUAUCACCAUUACCAUCUAAAUAUUCAGAUAUUUAUAAAAAACCAUUUGAAAUUCGUUGUUCCAGUGUUCGUUUUGGUAUUACAGAAUUUAAUAUUGAUUCUGAAAUUGUUCUUAUGAAAGAAACAGAAUUUGAAAUGAAUCUAUCAAAGAAUUUUAUGGAUAAUCUAAGCAUAAAAUUAGCUUAUUCAGAUGUAGUUAAAUUUUAUUUUUCAUUCGAAUCUCAAACACCAGCUGCAUUUAUUCAUGUUCGAAAUGAAUUUGCAGUACUUUUUGACAAAUUUAUUCCAACAUCUGAUGAACAUGGAAAAGGUUUCAAUCCAAAUUCAAAAGAUGAAAAACGACGUCAUAUUAUAUUUUGUUUAAAAGCAUUGACACCAGAUAUGGAACGAAUACAUAUAGCAACAAUUUUCUAUUUUCUUAAAACAAAAUCUACUAAAAUUGAUGUUUUAUGUAUAAGUGGUACACGAGCUGAUGAAUUAUACAGUUUAGCUCGAUAUGCUAAAACACCAACAAUAGCAACUCCGAAAAAAACACUAUUUACUCUUAAUACCAAUGAUUUAACCGCAAAAACAGUUGGUUUAAAUAAUAAUACAAUUCGAUUUGAUCUCUCAUCAGAUGAUUUACAUUGUUUAAAUGAAGGCGAAUUUCUUAAUGAUAAUAUCAUUGAUUUUUAUCUUCAAUAUAUCUAUUAUGAAAAAUUAUCUGCCGACGAUCGUGAACGUACACAUUUAUUUAAUUCAUUUUUUUAUACACGUUUAACACAAAAAGGUAAUCGUGAUAAUCCAGAUAUUUCUGCGGCUGAACGACGUUAUAAUCGUGUUAAACGAUGGGUUCGUGAUGUAGAUUUAUUUACUAAAAAUUAUAUUAUUGUACCAGUUAAUCAAAAUACUCAUUGGUAUAUUGUUCUUAUACAAAAUCUUAAUAAUGUUCCAACAGAAGGUGAUUUAAUUAGUGAUGAUGAAGAAGAUACUAUUGAUGAUCGAUUAAAAUCUAAAAAACGACGACGUUCAUCAAGAAUAAUUCGUUCUAUUGGAAGUAAUAGUGCUAGUAGUAGUCCAUCACCAAAACCUUCUAUUCAAUUAGGUGACGAACUUGAUGAAGCUGAUGAAGUUACAUCUGAUAAUGAGGUUCCUUUGAAACAGAAUAUUGAAGCACUUGUUAGUGCAAAAAAAGAUCAUUCACAAACACCAGCAAUAAUUAUAUUUGAUUCAUUACGUAUUGCUUCAAAAAAUCGUGUUGCAGCAACAUUACGUGAAUUUCUUCAAGUUGAAUAUGAUCAUAAAAAAGCUUUACCAGUUGGAUCAUUAGCUCGUAAAUUAUUUAAUAUGGAUACAAUGCCAACAAUUGAAGCUGCUGUACCACAACAACGAAAUUAUUCUGAUUGUGGUUUAUAUAUAUUGCAAUAUAUUGAAAGUUAUUUUACUCAUCUUACAUCAACAUUUACGAAUUGGUGUGAAAAAAAUUUAAAAGGUUCAACUAAACGAAAAGAAAUUUUAACUGUUAUUAAUCAACAUGUUAUUAAUAAAGAAGUGUGA